Molecule: messenger RNA, 1510 nt
Organism: Lineus longissimus
Lineage: Eukaryota; Metazoa; Nemertea; Pilidiophora; Heteronemertea; Lineidae
Exons: 2
Coding region: 158-1510 (450 amino acids)
Molecular function (GO): protein binding
Source: RefSeq, a predicted model, not a curated record
UUGGUUUCGCAUAUAUGAUGAGACGUAGAAAUAACUUUUACAAGGUUUCUUUGGUGCAUCAUCAGGAUAACUGAGGUUUCAGCCCAAUUAACUUGCCAUUCUAACAAGAACUUCAGUGGCUGCUUUGACAGAGAAAGAAUCAUUAUCCAAGGUGACAAUGGAUGCAGCAUGGGAGGAUUUACCUAUCAUAGUCUUGGAGGAGAUAUUUGCCAUGUUGUCCCUCAGAGAGCGAUUCAAUGCCUCGCAGGUCUGCAAGAACUGGUUGGAUUGCUUCUACUCGCCGAGAGUGUGGGAAAAGCUGGAAUUUCAGGAGCGCUCGUUCACGAAGAAGAUAUUCAGCGUUUACCAGGGACUUCAGUAUCGGUUCAAUCAUCGGAAAUUUCAGCUGAGUCUUGGACGUAUUGGAGCUUUUAUCAAAAAGAUUGUGGUGCAUCCUGUUGGGGAUUAUUAUAAUUUGUACGAAUUCAUGACAGUCUUGGACACGUACCUGACCUUCUUUCCAGACAACCCAAUGCCGCUGUUGAAGACAUUUGAUUUCACUUUUUAUUGUGAGAAUAAGGGACCUGCUGGCAGUUUCGUCUACGGAACAGGUGGAAAUAUUUUCCGAAAGCUAAAGGUAUUGAUCAGUCACAUGCCAUACCUCACCAACUUAAAGCUGCAGAAUGUAUUACUAUCGUUGGCUGAUGCUCAGAAUUUAUUAGAUGACGUGUUAAAUAAUUGUGGUGAUACCCUAAAGGUCCUAGAAAUGCUGAACAUUACCAGUGAGAUGUGUCCGUUGUUUCAAGUUGGCAUGUUUCGUAAUCUGCGCCGACUCGUUAUAAGUCCGCAACAGCUCAACGAAGAUCUGCUCCUCACAAUCGCACGGAAAUCAAUCAACGAGUUACACAUCUCACAGGAUCAGUAUAUAAUACCCAACAGCAUAACGACACCGUCCCCAGAAACCUGGUCUGAGGCGAGACGUCUUAACUCGUUGCUUCAGGUAAAACUGCUUUGUGUUGGACGGUCAAAGUACGAUAUGGUGUGGCAGGAGAAGGCACCGGUCACAGGUGUAAUUUACGAUACAGUUUAUGCUUUAGUCACUCCCUUGUCAGUUCUGAACGUCAUAGAUCAUUACAGUGAUACGUUACAGGUGUAUGGUCACAAGUCCUUGCCGAGAAUCCACGGUAGCCGGGCUUUCAACGAUCGAAUCGAUUCAAAUAUUCUCCUAUUAGUGAGAGGAUGUCCAAAGAUACACACGCUGAUAAUUCGAGACAGAAUAUCCACUGCCUCGAUUGUCCUGAUUGCAAGCGAGUGCAAAAAUUUGAAACGAUUGUACAUCCGUCAGAAUGCUAUUCUUAAACGAAUGGAUUGGUCAAAAGUUCCUGAGUGGAGCAAUGAUUUUUACUGGUGGCUAAAAGGCUGCAGUAAGUCUUUUGACACAAUGCAGGCCGAGGUCAGUCGAAUCAUUGGUUAUCCUUGGCGAGCAUUGACAGACAAAGAGUUCAUAAGUCUUUCAGAAUAUGACAUUUGA